This is a messenger RNA of Closterium sp. Naga37s-1, 210 nucleotides long. Lineage: Eukaryota; Viridiplantae; Streptophyta; Zygnematophyceae; Desmidiales; Closteriaceae. The record is from the annotation of a GenBank genome assembly.
AUGUGGAGGCCAGGCUUGAACCACCAUGGACGUUGAGCCUGGAGCAUGCAGCAUCAGAGCGUCUCGGCGGAGGCGACAUCGUGUCCUACUCGUUUGACGUUCUCAAGGAGGCAGCUGACGUGGCUGUGGAGAGGCUUGUGAUUCGCCAGUGCGGAUUGCUGCUGCCUCGGGUGUCAAUUGGCUCUCCGUCUCUGCUGUUCCUUCAGCAGG